Messenger RNA from Sesamum indicum (sesame), 991 nucleotides. RefSeq names its product transcription factor MYB14. The record is from RefSeq and is a predicted model, not a curated record. NCBI's taxonomy places the organism in Eukaryota, Viridiplantae, Streptophyta, Magnoliopsida, Lamiales, Pedaliaceae.
CCAGCUUCUCUGAAAGACUUCACAGCCCGAAAUUCAGACUUCAUUAUACUUGUGUCGGGCCUGCUCCAAGUACAUACAAUCCAGUACUCACUCAUCAGUAAUCAAUCAUAUAUCAUGGGCCGGGCUCCAUGCUGUGAGAAACUGGGGUUGAAGAAGGGCCCGUGGACGGCGGAAGAAGACCUCAUUCUCAUCACUUACAUCAACCAGAACGGCCAUGGCAACUGGCGGGCCCUCCCCAAACGGGCCGGACUAUUGAGAUGUGGAAAGAGCUGUCGGCUCCGGUGGAUGAAUUACUUACGGCCCGACAUUAAGAGAGGCAAUUUUACCAAGCAAGAGGAGGAAACUAUCAUUAAGCUGCAUCAAGAAUUAGGCAACAGGUGGUCCGUGAUCGCAGCUAGGUUACCGGGCCGCACGGAUAACGAGAUUAAAAAUGUCUGGAACACCCACUUGAAGAAGAGGAUCCACAACAACUCUCAACCCAAACCCGAAACCCAUUUGCACGCAAUCAGAUCAUCCCAUUUCCGUCAGAGUGUGGGUACAGUAUCGGUGUCCAACUCAUCGCAGCAUUCAUCCAGCGAAAUCUCGUCACUCACCACCGCCGCCGCCGGACUCGACGCCUAUACGGUGAUGGAUUCAUUGGAAAUGGACGAGAGCUUCUGGUCGGAGGUGUUCUCCGGCGGCGAUGAUUCGAGUGCUACUAGUGAUUUCUCGGCUGGCAAUAGUGACUCACAGCUGCUUCAAUUUUCAAACACGUUUGGUUCUGGUUUGAGCGCCGAAGGUGACACGGAUUUUUGGUACAACCUGUUUAGCAGGGCUGAAGACCUUUUAGACUUACCUGAUUUUUGAUUAUUUUUUGUAGUAUUGAUUAAUUUCUUUUUUUUUGUUUUGGGUUUUUUGUGGGACUGAGAAAAGUGGGAGAGAUUUUAGGAAAUUUGUACAUGAGAAAUUAUGUGUAAUCCAACUAACUUUUAAUGAAAUUUGAAUUCAAUAU